GCUAGGCGCAUUGCGUAGUUACAAAUUGUCACUUUGAGGAUCAAGACGUGUUUCGCAGGUCGCUCCUGGCGUAUUUGGAGAGCUCUGAGGGAGUUUUAUUUAAAGGGAAUAUCAUACUAUAUUUUGCUUUUGUUUGCUUUGGUGUGAGAUUGAUCAGCCUGAGUGGGGCCAGCUCGAGUUGCAGUGAAAAAAAGUUAAGAAAAGAAAAUUGUGAUAAGUUUCUGAGUGAAUCGUUUUGAAUAAGUGAUAAAAUAGGACAAGUGGGUGAAGAAUUUUUGGGGAAUUUCAGGCAGAAUUUUUGAGUGGAUAGAAGGGUUUUCUUUGUUCUCGCAACUGGCUGAAGAGGUCUAGAAUCGUAGUAAUCGCUGGAAAUAGAGAAUCGACAGAGGUGUUCUGAGUGAGAAGAAGUGGCUGACAUUUUGAAUUUUUGUUGAACCGUGCAAGUGAAGAGACAUUUUUUAUUUGAUAGACUUUAGUGCAUUGAAGGUUCUUAGCGUUCUGAGAAGAAUCGAAAGAGAUAAGAAACGGUGUGAAGCAAAGAUGGCAGAUAGUUUAGUUGAGGCGCCAGCUCCGAGUUCGAGUCACUUGAUGAAUUUGGGUGGGCUAAUAGCGGCUGAUUUACAACCGGGCUCGUCGUCCGGUCCUUCGUCGAUCCCCUCUUCCUCGACCGCUUCGGUGGUCGCUUCCUCAUCCUCGUCAUCCACUUCCGGUGGUGGACAGCCCUCGACAUUAUUGAUUUCUGUGGCUACUCAGCCAGCUCACGGUUUGAAUUUGUCCGAGCAAAUCAUGACCAGCAGCCAAGAGCUGAAUCUUAGCCUGGGGAACAGCAGUAGUGGCAAUGGUGGAAGUGUCAAUCAGCAGCAGCAGGUUGGGGAAUCUCCGAAGGUCACACGCCCAUCCGAGCACUCGGAUGAGGAUGAGCCGGAAACCAAACGAAAGAAAAUCGAUAAACCCGUAACGAAAAUGAUCGAAAAGUUGGAAUCUCGCCUCGGGGGCAUCCUGUGUUGCGCCGUCUGUCUGGAUCUGCCAAGGACCGCAAUGUACCAGUGUACCAUGGGCCAUCUGAUGUGCGCCGGAUGCUUCACUCAUUUGCUGGCGGAUGGCAGACUGCGUGAUCAAAACGCGACCUGCCCAAGCUGUCGUACCGAGAUCAGCAAGAACACAUCAUCGCGCAACUUGGCCGUAGAGAAGGCCGUCUCCGAACUGCCCAGUGGGUGCCAGUAUUGUGGUAAUGAGUUCCCCAAUAAGUCGAUCGACUACCACGAGAGCAAUGAGUGCGAAGAGCGACCGACCGAGUGCAAGUACGCCCGCAUCGGAUGCCAAUGGCGCGGUCCGACCCACGAGGUUCCCUCGCAUGAAACCAACUGCACUCACCCGAAGAAGUCCGGAGCUGAGGUCAUGAUAGCACUGCAGGCCCACGAUGCCCGGGCAGCCGAGGAGAAGAAACUUUUCCUCACUUUGAUUGAUCUCUUGAGCUACGAGAAAAUUAUCUUCAAUGACCUCCAGAUGAAGCCAUACCGUACCGACGAGUACGUGCAUCGUCUGUACUACGAAACGUCCCGGUUUUCCGCGUUCAAUCACCAAUGGGUUGUGAAGGCGAUCAUCAAUAAGAGCCAGCGUGAUCCCCACCAAUCGCGCGAACGUGAUAUCACCUAUCAGUUGAUUCUGAAAUCGAAAACCACCAGUCCGCUGCCGAUGCAUUUCUUCGUGUUGCGGGGCCCGUUCUCGGACAUCAAGGUUGAUACGCAGAUCUACAAGCACGACUUUACCGAAACCGAGACGGAGAGUCCGUUCAAGCUGCUGCCAUUGCCGGAUACGGCCGAGUGCAAUCGAUUGCUGGCGGCCAAGGCGAUCAAUUUCAGGUUGAUAAUGUUUUUGGCGUCCAAGUAAUUUCCCCGUCGCGAGAAAUUAUACGUGAUCAGUGAUGGUAACAGUAUGUGUUGCAUCAACAUUUGCUACUAUUAUUAGUGUUAUUAUGGGUUCUUUUACUAGCGAACACGCGCAGCAUCAGACAGAGCAGAGGAAGAAAAAAAAUUUUUUUCUGUUUAUUAUGUAAAACUUUACAACACCCUACUUAAUAAGUUGUCAGCAUCGAUAGAUUGGGUUGAAUUUUAUUGAUCGGUUUUACUUUGAAUGUCUCUGCUAUUCGCUCGCAUAUGAUCGGAAAACCAAAUUUUUCAGUUUUAAGUGCUUGUAACGUACAUCCGUUUAUGGUAGAUGAUUUUGUUUUAACUCUCUAGAUACAAUUUCAGUCACAGCAGAGCUGUGAUCAGAGGAACUGUGUCUUUUAUUAUCGCACAACAUUUUAUUAAUUUUAUUUUCUACAUGGAAUCAAGCAUUUUGGAAUACGAACUACUGCUCACCGCAAACAGAUCUUUUAUCUAAUAAAUAUAGUGAGUAAUGUCUAGGAUAAAUUAUCAACAUUUUACUCUUACAGCUACACAUAUAUUAAUAGACCGAGACAAAAAAUCCUCCCGUGUACAUUAAUUGACUCAUAGGAUAAUCAUCGACAAGCAGUACGUUGUUGGAAUCGAUUGAACCGUUUUCCUCGGUUGAUUCCAAUCUGAAAACAGUUAAUCGUAGUACAAAAUCAUUUUAGCAAAAUUUAUUUAUCUUUCAAACCCCCAUAUCCAAUAGACGAGGGCUUUCAAUUUCAGUUGGUAAUCUUGUAUCGAUAAAACCCGAAUCGAUUGCCAUUCUGUAUAAAUAGAUACUGCAUCUAACCAAGAGCGCCAUAUGUAUUAAACUUGUUUUUGUUUGAACACUAAAUUUAGUUGUCCAUUACUCCGAUUCUGCAUCUGUUCGCUAACCAAAUUGUGUGAUAAUUAAAUCGAAUAGUUGAACUUGGAGUUUUCCGUCGAAUAGAGGCAGUGCGCAUAUUCGAAAAAAAAAAACUUUUUAGUCGUAAGGCGUACAACCAGAGAAGCAAGGGAUCCAUCUGAGUUUUCAUCGUAGAGUUAAGACGGUAUGUGAAAAAAAAUUCGAUCAAAAAUCGUGAAAACAUAUUUAUAUUUAAUUAUACUCUGUAAGGUCUCACCAUCGUGUAGUGAUAAUAAUUGUAACGCAUUACAGAUGCAAAUUGUGUAUAAACGAUACAAUGAAUCGAAUGUAAAAGUACCUACGUAGGUAAGUCGUUACUUUCUCCUUACCACGCGCGUACUUUUCUGAUUGCAAUCGGUCAGGUACCGCGAAGUGCAAACCAGCAGCAGCAGCAAAUUAGCGAGACAGCCAAUGAGCACUAAAUUAGUAUGCAAUACGUUUUAUUCUGAUCCGCUAAUAAUCUCUUCGAAAAUCAAUUACAAAGCUAGCGUUAUAAGGAAAGGCUUACGUCGUAUAUUUUAGGAUUCGUUAUUUCAAAGAGUGGCAUAUGCAACAUACGGAUAGAUAAAGGCAACACUUAUACAUUUUUGCUUCAGAGAUAUACAUGAUUAUAUUUAUAUAGAUUGCUGUAAAACUAGUAGUAAGGACGCAUGUCGUUUGUAAGAUGUUUUUCUCUAAUUUUUAUUCCUUUACCAUUAUCGUACCUUUUUGGUAGAUCGUUUUGUUUGUCUUCUGUAAUAAACUUAUCCCUUAUUCUAGUUA
This is a messenger RNA of Aedes aegypti (yellow fever mosquito), 3582 nucleotides long. RefSeq names its product cysteine and histidine-rich protein 1 homolog. Bases 541 to 1890 code for a protein of 449 amino acids. The transcript has 6 exons. Gene Ontology annotation, cellular component: nucleus. NCBI's taxonomy places the organism in Eukaryota, Metazoa, Arthropoda, Insecta, Diptera, Culicidae. The record is from RefSeq and is a predicted model, not a curated record.